CAAAGAAUGAGUGUAUCGUCCAAUCAGACGAGACUUCAAUUUUAAAUGAGAGCCGAUAGUUGCUUCUCCCUGCGACUAAAACCCACAACAACAACACAACUGACCUCAACUAAGCAGGCCAGGCUCGGGGCUCUGGAUUAUACAACACUACUUAUCAGCUCGUCCGUGGAUUUUGAGCUCCGGCUGCCUCUCGUCGACAGCUGUUUCAUGGGAACCCAGGAGGGAGACAGAGAUUGGGUAGAUGUGGCAAAUGAUCUACUCAGCAAGUGUCACAUAAACCUGAGGCUGAGGAAACUGACUGACUGUGAUGCAAAUGUUUUCAUUGGUCUGUACGAGAACAUCUUGGGGGAGAAAGUUCCAGAUUACAUUGCAGCACCAUGCAGUCAAGAGGAUGACAUCCAUAAUGUUCAGUCUGUCAUUGAUUCACUGUCCCUGGAUUACCUUCAGAUCAGUCUCUCACACAUUACAGGAGAAAAUGUUGUCAGAGGCGACAACGAGUCUAUCAAGAACCUCCUGGAAAUAUUUGAUGGCCUCCUGGAAUAUCUCAAGGAAGAGAUAAGCGAGGAGUCACAGAAUGGUGAGGAACUGUCUGACAGCCUCAAUGAGGACGUGCCUGCUGAAACUAAGGAGCCAACAAACUGCAAUGCCACAGAUAACAAGGAGAGUAAACUGGACGGAGCAUCUUUGUCUUCGAGUGGAGCGUCCACUGUUCACUCCAGUAAACAUUCCCUCCAUUCCUGGAACGCUGAGGAGAUGGGAUCAACUAGUGAGCUCAUUGGGCUGGGAGUCUCAGCACGCACAUUCGCAGCCAAUCAAGAAGACGCAGUCAGCACCUCUGGUCUUCAGGAAUCCCAGGGCGCACCACAGACUGAACCGCUGCACUCAGCCAUUGCCCUGCAGCCACCAAACCAGAGCAACACCCCCCACAAACCCAACACAGGCCUACACUCGUCCAGCCAACCUCCCACAGCUGAGAGCCUCAGCCAAGGGCACACAGAGGAGGAAGCAGUUCAUGUCACUACAGAGACCUCUAGACCGGUAGCUGAGACAGUUGUUACCAACGGGCUACACUCUCCUCCCCAUCUCAAGUCUCCAGCUGUGAGUGAGAAGUCCAGUCAGCACAGAGCCAGGGCAGAAGUGGAGGGGGAGGCACUAGAGCCAACCAAUGGAGGCCCCAGGAGGGUUUUAUUCCGUACCCAGCCAGAUGUCCUCUUCCUCACCCUGCAGGAUGAGAUGGCAGCCACAACUCGUUCUCCUCUAGACACUGAAGAGGAAGAUCAAGAUGCGGAGGAGCUAAGUUAUACACAUAGACAACUGGAUAGAAGAAUGGGUCACAGAGAUAGGACAGGCCACAGUAGCAGGUUGGAGGACAGUUUUGAGGAGCCUCUUUCGCAUCGCAGACAGAAGAACAAGAGAGCAGAAGAGGAGCUGCAUCACAUAUCUGAGAAACUCUCCCAUCGACUUGAGGAACUCGAUCAGAUGCUAAAACGAGUUCUGAGUGAAAGUGGAGAGUCUAGUGAAGUCAGAGAAGAGGACAAGCAGUCCCACUACAGUGACAGUAUCAUGGAGUGUCGCAGGACUCCAAGACAACUCACAGUUUCAGGACCACCAGAUGCAGAAUCCACCCACCGCACACGCUCCUUAUCCCCGUCCCCACCGCGGGUCCCUUGCUCUCAGCAGGAGCAGUUAGAAGAUGCCAUGGCAGAGGCCUUGAGUCUAGAUGAUGGGAGACAAACCAACCUCACAGUUUCUAAUCAUUCAAGGCGGGAAGAGCGACAUUCAAGACCGUCUCACAGGAAACAUGGCAGGUAUCUGGAGAAUAAGGCCUACGAGGAGGAGCUGAAAAGAUAUGAAGACAAAGAACGGGCAGAUCUACACAAGGCACGGCUCAAAGCUCAGGAAGCUGAGCGACAGUACAGAGAGGCCAUACUAAGGGACGUUUCCCCAUCACCCAGACUGUCCCCAGCUAGAACGAAGGCCCAGCAUAGGUCACAACGUAAUGCACAAGCAACACCGGGUCGGAGAUGGCAGGAUGAACCUAGGAAAACUCCAUCAAUGAAGGUUAAGGAGAAUGACCUCCUCCCUGUGCUCCGGGAGGAGUUGCCCCACCUUCACAUCUCUCCUCACGCCCUGGGUCGGAUGUGGGAGCAGCAGAUGCAGCAGGUGGACAGACUCCACACUCUGUCAUCGCACCAUACCCCACGUCGCAGCAAACUCCACAGCCAGGUGGAGGAAGCCCAGAGGAAACAUGACCUGCUGGUAAAUAUAAUCCACAAAGACCAAGAACACAACAGGCGUUUGAGGGACUUCAAAGAGCGCAUCCAGCAGCAGAAGUCAACCCAAAACAGACUGAGGGAACAGAGGCAGCAGAUAGCACGUGCCAAGAAGUACCACAAUGACUACCAUGUCCAGCACCGUGCCCGCCUAAUGAGGGCACGCACCAAGGAGGAGAGGAUGUUUCGGCAGCUGUUUGAAGAGGGUUUGGAGCUACAGAAAGUCCGGUUGAGAGAGCAGAAAGCCUACGCCAGGGAGCAACGGCUGGAACAUCAGAGACGACACCAGGACCAGAUCAAGUCCAUGGAGAACUACUACAAAGACCAAUUUUCACUACUAGCUGAAAAACUUGCACAAGAGCGACAGGAGAUCCAGGUUCGGAAAAAAGCUCAAGAAAAGGCUCUGCUGAAGAUGAAGCGAGAGCUACGAUCCAAGAUGGAGCGCGAGAUUGGCGAACUGCAGAAGAUCAUCGUUGAGAAUGAUGAGGACGACCACUUCCAGGAUCUGGAAGUCCAGAGACUGCGCAAUCGGGUCCAGAUGGCUUCCUUUCAGUACAACACUAGCUAUCUGCAUUGACCAGGGUAGCAAGGCAGAGGGGGCUGUUCUAAGCUCCGCUCAGUCAGGCUGGAUUCACAUCAGAGGAACAUGCUGCAGAAAAUGACUUCUGCCACUUACAACUAAGGGUACGACAUUCUGGUGGCUGGACAGUACUGUCUCCUCUGCAUCUUCCUUACGAGAUUUGCACAAGAAGAGGAAAUUGUAAGAACUUGAAGUCCUGAAUAAUGAUUACUAAUGAACUGAACACACUCAAAAUGUAGCUACUAGCUUAUUUAGCUAACUCUUCCUCUCACCUCAGCUGCUAUACCUGAACUAAACGACACCUUGGACCAAGUCUCCUCCUUCCAUGGGUUUUAGUACUUGAUACCUAAGAAUGUUUUAAAGUCCCUUACUGUGCAGUCUGUGCUGAUAAUGUAGCAGACAACUAGUCAACACGUUCUUCCUUUUGCCAAAUAGGGACCACAGAUGCAAAGUUCUUAAGUAUGAAUGUGUCACACACUGACUGAUUUUUAACUUCUUUCCCCCACAUGUGUGAUGUUAAUGUUUUAACCAUGCCAGUGGAUUAUUUAUUUUUUAAUUUUAUUGUCAUUUGAUUUUUAAUUAACCUGGUGUUGUGCUGUCUGAUUACCAGGGGCGAUGAUAAUCAGUCUUUAUGACUUUUCCUUGUUUUUAAAACUCAGAACUUUUAGACAUGGUCGUUUUAAACCAAGACACGAAAUGUUAAUGCAACCCUUAAACACUGUCUACUGAUACUGUGCAUUGUACCUAAAAAAAAGCACAUGAAUGCCCUGUUGUUAUUAAAUGUGUGGGCUCACUCCUCUCCUCUAGGUGGGUCACAGUUAAAAG
Molecule: messenger RNA, 3678 nt
Organism: Larimichthys crocea (large yellow croaker)
Lineage: Eukaryota; Metazoa; Chordata; Actinopteri; Sciaenidae
Product: centrosomal protein of 95 kDa
Exons: 21
Coding region: 46-2850 (934 amino acids)
Cellular component (GO): spindle pole; centrosome
Source: RefSeq, a predicted model, not a curated record